Molecule: messenger RNA, 1414 nt
Organism: Galendromus occidentalis (western predatory mite)
Lineage: Eukaryota; Metazoa; Arthropoda; Arachnida; Mesostigmata; Phytoseiidae
Product: protein HGH1 homolog
Exons: 1
Coding region: 266-1324 (352 amino acids)
Source: RefSeq, a predicted model, not a curated record
GAUAGGCACUCGCCGUAGACCGGACAGUGCACGAGCCGGGAGCGAGCAGCGCUAAGAGGCAUCAGUUUUAUUGGACAGUCCUGAAGACCAGUGCUCGCGCGCUCUUUCUCCGGUGAAUGGUCAGGCGACCACCGACCGACGGUCGCUCGUUGGCUGGCUGGCUCGCUCGCGCGCUCGGUCAACCAGUCAGUGUUCGUUUGGGCUGAAUGCGGUGACGGGAACGGCGGCAUCCUCAGUGUUGAGUGGAGCGCUCUCGCGCUCGAAAAUGGCUGAAUACGACGAACUGUUCCAAUUCUUGGAGCCCUCGUCUCCGGUAUUGUCGAAAAGUCUGGCAAUAAGCUAUGUGGUCGGACUGACAGCGACCGACGACGGCCUGAACUUGUUCCGAUCGAAUAGAUCUUUCGAGGAAGCGCUCUGUCGUUUGGUGCGGGAAGAACAGAACGACUCGAUCAGGAGCAAGGCGUUUGAGGCCUUCGUCAAUUUAUCCUCGCAUCGAGACCUGGCUUCAGCCGUUCUGGCCGACAGAGGAGACACCGUCAGAAGCCUCGUUGAUGAGGCCGCAGAUGUGGAGCGCGCCAACGUUCAGCGGGCCUGCGCGAUCUUAUCGAACCUCGCGCAGAGCGAGGAAAACGCGGCCAAGCUGUGGCUCAUUCUCAAAGCGGACGCUGACAAACUCAUUAACGCGUUCUGUUCGACUAGCGAUAAGGACUUCCUUCAGGACCACAUAGGAUUCCUGUUUUCCAACCUGACGGUUUUGGAGAGCGCCAGGACCUGGUUCAUGGAUCGCGAGUCUCGUCGCAUCGAAAAAUUGAUUCCUUUCAUGACUCUGUCGACGACCGCCACGCGGAAGCACGGAGCAAUCGGCACGAUCCGGAACUGCACGUUCGAUACUUCGCAUCAUCAAUGGCUCCUCGACGAUGUAGACCUACUGCCGCGACUCCUUUUCCCGCUAAUUGGACCCGAGGUCGGGAAGAAUCUCGACGAGGAGGACAUGGAGCAACUGCCUAUCGAUUGCCAGUAUCUCGGCUCGGAAAAGAAGAUGGAUGAAAAUCCAGACAUUCGACGCAUGCUCAUCGAGUCGCUGAAUCAGCUUUGCGCCACGCGUUUCGGGAGAAAAUAUCUGAAAGCGAACGGAGUGUAUUUCGUGCUCCGCGAGCUACACAAAGUCGAAAAGGAUCCCUCUGUGCUCGUUUGCUGUGAGAACCUCGUCGAUCUUUUGAUACAGGAUGAGCCGGAGUGCGACAAUCUCAAGGAGCUCGAGAUUCCACCAGAGAUCGUUGAGAAACUCAACAAACUCGAUGUUGAAGCCCAGAAGGAAGAUUGAGACGAUGUUUGUACGCUAUACCGUGUGUUGGAAGGUUCAGUUCAAGAUGACCGAUGCGGACGCUCAUGAGAGGAAGAAGCGAGAAUAAAA